Sinocyclocheilus grahami is the source of this 2640-nucleotide messenger RNA. It is a transcript of the gene maoa, whose product is annotated as monoamine oxidase. Gene Ontology annotation, cellular component: mitochondrion. The transcript has 15 exons. The record is from RefSeq and is a predicted model, not a curated record. Gene Ontology annotation, molecular function: flavin adenine dinucleotide binding; primary methylamine oxidase activity. Lineage: Eukaryota; Metazoa; Chordata; Actinopteri; Cypriniformes; Cyprinidae. Bases 86 to 1666 code for a protein of 526 amino acids.
CGGGGGCGGGGCUGAGAAUGCUUUGAACACAGAUGCGGAGCGGCUCUUCUGCUCUGAGCGGAGCGCCAGUGAGACGAACAGCACCAUGACUGCGAACGCAUACGACGUGAUUGUGAUUGGCGGAGGCAUCUCAGGUCUGAGUGCCGCCAAGCUGUUGGUGGAGAGCGGCCUGAAUCCUGUGCUCCUGGAAGCCAGAAACCGUGUUGGUGGAAGAACCUACACUGUUCAGAAUAAGGAAACCAAAUGGGUGGAUCUAGGAGGAGCAUACAUUGGGCCCACUCAAAACCGCAUUCUGAGAAUAGCCAAACAGUACGGCGUGAAAACAUACAAAGUCAACGAGGAGGAGUCUCUGGUUCACUAUGUGAAGGGCAAAUCAUAUCCAUUCAAAGGGCCUUUUCCUCCAAUGUGGAACCCUCUUGCCUACCUGGACUACAACAACCUCUGGAGGACAAUGGACAAGAUGGGAAUGGAGAUUUCUAAAGAAGCUCCAUGGAGGGCCCCUCAUGCGGAAGAGUGGGACAAGAUGACUAUGCAGCAACUCUUUGACAAAAUUUGUUGGACCAGCGCCGCUCGUCGCUUUGCCACUCUGUUCGUCAAUGUGAACGUGACCUCCGAGCCCCAUGAGGUGUCUGCUCUGUGGUUCCUCUGGUACGUCAAGCAGUGUGGAGGCACCAUGAGAAUCUUCUCUACCACAAAUGGAGGCCAGGAGCGCAAGUUUGCCGGAGGUGCCAAUCAAAUCAGUGAGGCGAUGGCGAGAGAGCUGGGUGACCGUGUGAAGCUGGGCAGAGCUGUCUACAGCAUUGACCAGACUGGAGACCUGGUGGAGGUCAGGACAGUUAAUGAGCAGAUAUACAAGGCCAAAUAUGUUAUACUUGCCAUACCACCAGGCCUGAACUUGAAAAUCCAUUUCAACCCUGAACUACCACCUCUAAGGAACCAGCUCAUUCACAGAGUCCCCAUGGGCUCAGUUAUUAAAUGCAUGGUGUACUACAAAGAGAACUUCUGGAGGAAGAAGGGAUACUGUGGCAGCAUGGUGAUUGAGGAGGAUGAAGCACCUAUUGGUCUCACUCUUGAUGACACUAAGCCUGAUGGGUCUGUGCCUGCUAUAAUGGGUUUCAUCCUGGCACGAAAAUCCAGGAAAUUAGCCGGCCUGACGAAAGAGGAGAGAAAGAGAAGGAUCUGUGAGAUUUAUGCUCGUGUGCUUGGCACAGAAGAAGCAUUACAUCCUGUGCACUAUGAGGAGAAAAACUGGUGUGAGGAGGAGUACUCUGGUGGCUGCUACACUGCCUACUUCCCCCCUGGUAUCAUGACACAGUAUGGCAGGGUUCUGAGGGAGCCGGUGGGCAGGCUGUACUUCGCAGGAACUGAAACGGCCACAGAGUGGAGCGGUUACAUGGAGGGGGCUGUGCAAGCUGGAGAGAGAGCCAGUAGAGAGAUUUUGUGUGCAAUGGGAAAACUCCAUGCGAGUCAGAUCUGGCAGUCAGAGCCUGAAUCAUUGGAUGUCCCGGCCUGGCCAUUUGUCACCACAUUCUGGGAAAGAAACUUGCCAUCGGUUGGGGGACUCUUUAAAUUCAUGGGCGUGUCCUCCUUCCUGGCUCUGGCCACAGCAGCAGGAGUGGUCGCCUACAAGAAGGGGCUCCUCCCACUUUCACAACCUGUUCUAUGAGCUGGCCUUGUGAUUGUGGCGUUUAAUCACCUAAUCACGGUCAUAACGCUGCCUGGGUUUGUGGCCGAGUUUGAUGAGAUUUGACAAACAAUUGCUCAGUCAUUGUUAAAAAUUAACCAAGUGAUUAUUAUGGCAUAAUGAGUAGCUACUAAUUGUUAAUGUGGGAAUUGCCCUGUCAAAGAGUUCACUAGCCACAUUAAAGCAACCGAACCUGUGACAUUCCACAACCAUUCAUUACGUGUGUGAGAGAGUGUGUGUGUUUUUCACCAGUCUUGUUGAUUACCUCUGAUACAUUAAUUUCAGGUGCUGUUCUCAGGAACUCGUUAAUUAACCUUCCAAAAUAUUGAAGUAACAUUACAGAGAUUAGAUUAGCAUUUAGCAAUGCAUUUUAUUGUACUCUAUAACAGAGACUUUGAGAAUAUCUUCUCUACAUCACAACACAACACAGAAGCUGUAUUAGCUUCAGUACAAUUCACUAUAUCAUUCAUGAGAGAAGCAGAGGCUGUUCAUAUCACAUUCAUUCUCGAUUCUCAACAUACAAUGUUAAACAACAAUUAGUACAGACUGGCUUUAUGUGUCUGGUAGUAUGACGAAGUGAAGUCUAUCAGUCAUAGAGAGCUGAUUUGAAGGUUGUCCCAGUGUUUUAUGUCAUUUCUAAAAGCUGCUGUGUGAUUGAAUCAUAUGAAACCAUUUGAAUGUACUUUUACAUAUAGUCGAUUUUUUUAAUGUAACAGACCAGUGUAUACUUGAAAUAUGAAUUUGUUUUUGACAUUUGACAUUUAUUUUCAACCAUCCAUUGUUUAACAGUUCUCUAAUUCCAUAGUGUAUUAUUAAUAGUAAAAUAAAAACGAUAAAAUGUAAUUAAAUGUUAAUUUGUAAAGAAAUGUAAAACCCGUUUAUCUCAGUGGUUUAAGUUUUUUCUUUUUUCCUUAUCUACCAAUCUUGUGAUAGAUAGAUAGAUAGAUAGAUAGAUA